Durusdinium trenchii is the source of this 384-nucleotide messenger RNA. Lineage: Eukaryota; Dinophyceae; Suessiales; Symbiodiniaceae. The record is from the annotation of a GenBank genome assembly.
AUGGUUUUGCAGUCGAUUGGAUGUGUUUGCCCAGCCCACUCGGGUGAACUGAGGGCAGCACUUCGGCAGAGUACUUUCACAAAUUUGCUUUCACAAAUCUGCAAACCCAGCCAAUUCGGCUUUCAAACCGAGCUUAAGUACCAUAAACAAGGUGUGCUUUGCAGGCCAAAGCUUGGUGGCCUGUGCUUUGCAGUGACCACAUUGGGCCGAGUCCAUUUGGGGCGAUUUACGUCAUGUGGGUAUCGUGACUUCCUCACAGGUUUACUGUAUAAGCGGCUGAUUCCUACGAACCGUGGAGCUUGGGUGGCGAUGCUUCCAGUGUGGCUACACAGAAAUGGAGGCCGCUUGCUCAUUGGGGGAAGUCAACUCACAUGGGUCUUGUAG